Molecule: messenger RNA, 1065 nt
Organism: Pelodiscus sinensis (Chinese soft-shelled turtle)
Lineage: Eukaryota; Metazoa; Chordata; Testudines; Trionychidae
Source: RefSeq, a predicted model, not a curated record
AUGCAUUUGGUGAUCUUCCUUGAGCUCCUGGGAGAACAGAAACAUGUCUCAUUAAAUGUCGUCUCAUCUCCUGUUCUAUUUCUUUUUAGGAAGAAAAGUUCAAAAUUCCUUGGAACUGUCCAGGAUAUGAUGCCAGCUGCAAAUGACACCAAAUUCACACAUGCAGUGUUCCUUCUCACUGGGAUACCUGGGCAGAAAGACAUCCAUCUCUGGGUCUCUAUCCCCUUCUGCUUAAUAUAUGGUAUUUCAAUAGUAGGAAAUUCAGUCAUUCUCUUCAUUAUAAAAACAGAUCCAAGCCUCCAUGAGCCUAUGUACAUUUUCCUUUCCAUGCUGGCCCUCACUGACCUUGGCUUAUCAAUAACCACCAUGCCGACAAUAUUGGGAAUAUUCUUGUUUAACUUUAGGGAGAUCAGCCUCAAUGCCUGUAUUACCCAGGUGUAUUUCAUACACACAUUUUCAUUAAUUGAAUCUUCCGUGCUGUUGUUGAUGGCCUUUGACCGCUGCAUUGCGAUCCGUGACCCGCUGAGAUACACUUCCAUCUUAACUCCACCAAGAAUAGCCAAAAUGGGAUUGGUGUGUGUGCUAAGAGGAGUGGUCCUAAUAUUCCCAUUCCCAUUUCUUCUGCAACGGUUCCAAUACUGUCGAGCCAACAUCCUCUCCCAUUCCUACUGCCUGCACCAGGAUGUCAUGAAGUUGGCUUGUGCAGACAUCACCGUCAACAACAUCUAUGGCAUGUGUACUGCACUCUUCACGUUUGGGAUGGAUUCGCUGCUCAUCUUCCUCUCUUAUGUGAUGAUUCUCAAAACAGUGCUGAGCGUCGCAUCCCGAGCGGAAUGCCUCCGGGCCCUGAACACCUGCGUCUCCCAUCUCUGCGCCGUCCUGCUCUUCUACAUACCUGACAUUGGUCUGGCUGUGACACACAGAUUUGGGAAUAGCUCUUCUCUCGUGCUUCAGAUUCUCAUGGGCUAUAUCUACCUGUUGGCCCCACCGCUGAUGAACCCAAUCGUGUACAGCGUGAAAAGCAAACACCUUCGUGCAAGGAUAAUCAAGGUCUUUGUCAAGUGA